AACCAGUGGCAAGAACUUGAACACCAAGCUCUUAUAUACAAAUACAUGGUAUCUGGCAUGCCUGUCCCUCCUGACCUUCUCUACUCCAUCAGAAGAAGUCUAGAUUCUUCUCUCUCCUCCAAGCUCCUCCUCCACCAACCUCCUCAAUUGGAUUUUGUUGAUGUGAGUGCAGUGGGGUGGAGCUGUUUCCAGAUGGGGUUUGGAAAGAAGAUUGACCCAGAGCCAGGGAGGUGCAGAAGAACAGAUGGGAAGAAAUGGAGGUGCUCAAAGGAGGCCUACCCAGAUUCCAAGUACUGUGAGAGGCACAUGCACAGAGGCAGAAACCGUUCAAGAAAGCCUGUGGAAGUUCUGAGUACAGUGACAUCAACCCCAUCCCAAACACCCCCUAAUGCCAUUCCCUAUUCAUCAUCAUCAUCUUCUUCUUCUUCAAUGAAUAAAAACACAUGUACCCCUUUGCUCUAUACCCAUUCAUCCUCUUCAAGGCCUCAUGCCAUUGCUUUGUCUUCUCAUGGGGACCACACCACCAAUUUCCUCCUAGACUCUGGUCCUUAUUCUAGAAAUGGAUAUGGUCAUGUCAUUAAGGAGGAAGUGGUGGACGAGCAUGUGUUUUUCUCAGAGGCUUCUGGGAGCAUAAGAAGCACAACUGGUUCAAACUCAGUAGAUGAAGACACAACUUGGCAGCUUGCUCCACUUACAAUGGCAUCUUCAUCACCCUUAGGGCAGUUGAAAGAGAGGGACUAUUGUGUGUCUCAUGAUGGGUACUCCUACCUGCAGCUUAAUGAGGCCUCCAGACAUCAUCAGAGACAAGAAGAUGAUUACUAUGGUCUGGGGAGCAAAGAUGAUCAUCAGCCCAAGAAAGUGAUGCACCAUUUCUUUGAUGAAUGGCCCAAAGAAAACAAAGAUUCUUGGCUUGAUUCUGGGGAUAAAUUCUCCACCCAUGGGUCCCACCUCUCCAUCUCUGUCCCAAACUCAUCUCAUGACUUCUUCAUGACCCAGAAUGAAAAGUGAGGAAGGUACAGUGGGGGUGGCUUUGUGUCUCUGAAGCAAAGGCCAAAAGAGUGAUCAAGGGAAAUGGUGGUGGGGGCACUGCCUUUACUGGUCUCUUGCUCUCAGUAAACAUGUUACUGCUCAAUAGCUUGCUUGUGUAAUUUAUAUGGUAGUACUUGAAUUAGAAGUUUGUGUGUGUGUGGAGGAGCAGUGGGAAAUGUCUGACCACUGGCCAAUUCCACAUGUGUUUUGGCCUUUUCUGUUCCACUUUCUUUUUAAUCCCCCAUUCCAACAUUUUCAUGUUUUUUAGUAUUAUUGUUAUGUUUGGAAGGCUCUUCUUGAUGUGUGG
Molecule: messenger RNA, 1336 nt
Organism: Cuscuta campestris
Lineage: Eukaryota; Viridiplantae; Streptophyta; Magnoliopsida; Solanales; Convolvulaceae
Source: the annotation of a GenBank genome assembly